CUGUGCGGCGGAGCUCCUUUUUCGGGGGCAGAGCUUGCGGUCUCAAUCGAUGUGAGGACUGAGGAGCGAUGCUGAGGGAUGUAAGAUGGCAGAGCUACAAAUGUUGUUAGACGAAGAAAUUCCAGCCGGGAAGCGAGCCCUGGUGGAGAGUUACCAAAACCUCACCAGGGUCGCGGAGUACUGUGAGAACAAUUAUGUCCAGGCCCAGGACAAGAAGGCGGCUCUGGAGGAGACCAAGGCUUACACCACGCAGUCCUUGGCCAGCGUCGCCUACCAGAUUAACGCAUUGGCCAACAAUGUGCUGCAGCUGCUGGACAUCCAGGCAUCGCAGCUGCGCCGGAUGGAGUCCUCCAUCAACCACAUCUCCCAGACGGUGGACAUCCACAAAGAGAAGGUGGCCAGGCGAGAAAUCGGCAUCCUGACCACAAACAAGAACACGUCCAGGACCCACAAGAUCAUCGCCCCCGCCAACGUGGAGCGGCCUGUGAGGUACAUCCGAAAGCCCAUCGACUACACCGUGCUGGACGACGUGGGCCAUGGGGUUAAGUGGCUGAAAGCUAAGCAUGGAAGCAACCAACCGGCGAGAGGGGGAACGCUGUCAAGGACCAAUCCGCCGACACAGAAGCCGCCCAGCCCGCCUAUGUCAGGCCGCGGAACCCUGGGACGCAACACUCCCUACAAAACCCUGGAGCCCGUCAAGCCCCCCACGGUCCCCAACGACUACAUGACAAGCCCUGCCCGCCUGGGCAGCCAGCACAGCCCGGGCCGCACCGCCUCGCUGAGCCAGAGGCCCCGGACUCACAGUGGCAGCAGCGGGGGCAGCGGCAGCCGGGAGAACAGCGGUGGCAGUGGCAGUGUGGGAAUCCCCAUCGCCGUGCCGACGCCAUCCCCCCCCACCAUGGGACCAGUGCCGCCCAUGUUCAUUCCUUCCGGAGCCCCUCCACCUCCCCCUCCCCCACCCCCACUGCCUGGGCAAGGUCCCUUCAUGGCAGCGUCGCCGAUAGCUGCUGCUAUGGGCCCCGGCCUUGGCCCCGCCCCUGUGUCACAGUUUGGCACCGUGUCCCGACAUAUCUCCCGGCACGGUUCGGCCGCCUCAUCUGUCUCCAACGUGUCGGCGACAGGGACAUACAGACGGGCGCCGUCUGUCUCUGCCCAGUUCCCCCCGCAGCAGCAGCAGCCGCACAUUAACGGGGGUCCUCCUCUGUACCCCCCGAGCUCAAUGUCCAUUGCCCCCCCUCCUCCCCCAAUGCCCCAGCUGACCCCACAGAUCCCCCUGACAGGCUUUGUUGCCAGGGUGCAGGAGAACAUCGCGGACACCCCGACUCCGCCCCCUCCCCCGCCGCCUGAUGACAUGGGCAUGUUUGAUGACUCCCCACCCCCGCCACCCCCACCAGUGGACUAUGAGGAAGAGGAGCCAGCCGUGGUGCAAUUCAACGACCCCUAUGCUGAGGGAGACCCGCAGUGGGCCCCCAAGAACUACAUUGAGAAAGUCGUUGCAGUUUAUGACUACAGCAAGGACAAGGACGACGAGCUGUCGUUCAUGGAGGGCGCCGUCAUCUACCUCAUCAAAAAGAACGACGACGGCUGGUACGAGGGCGUCUGCAAUGGCGUCACCGGCCUCUUCCCCGGCAACUAUGUGGAGUCCAUCAUGCAUUAUGCCGACUGAGCAAACUCCGCCAAUCAGACACAGAGCACCAAUCCACAAAAGCAUAGACAAGUGCAUUAAGAUGAAAGCUCGUUUUGUAAUUGCAUCUGAGAAUAACAAUCUUUUUUAUACGAGGAUAAAUAUGAUAAAAUGAGAUGUGAGAUGUUUAUUUGUAUUCUGACCGUAGAUAGCUGUCAGUUUACUUUACUGUACUUCACCUCACAGGUUGCCCUGGAUUUUGUGUAGUGUGUUCCCGUGAGUGUCCAUCCUGCCAUCUCUUUUAAUUAUUUUUUUACCAGAAACAGGGGCAGACUAGGAUAGGUGGGAUUCACAUGUUUUGGAUCAUAAAUUUUCUGACUGUGCCAUUCCUAUAGCCUUUUACCGGCCGACCAACACUAGGCGAACAUUUUUUCAAAUAGGUUUUCCAAUAGAAAAAGUACAUCAAGGUACUACUGGUCUUUUUUGAUUCCUGAAACGUAAAUUUUAGUGCAAAGCAUGCGUACAACUUGCAAAACAUGAGAACUGUAUUGUAACAUAAGUACACUUAUGCUUCUGUUGUGUCGUAAUGCGUAUCUUGAGCGCUGUUUUAAACAAAAGGUUCAAAUUAUUUUUUAAUGUUUUUUUUUUCUAGAUGCUCUCAUUUGUAUUUUUUGCAUUUAGUAUCAUAUUUACACCAUGAAUUUGUACAUCUGGCCCUGAUUUUAAACAGUCUGCCAGCAGACUGAAACUCCUGCUUGGGUCUGUGUGCUCAGUGUUGGGUUUGAUAUAAAAAAAAAAAUAUAUAUAUAUAUAUAUAUAUAUUAAAAACGCACCUUCACAGUGAUCAGUUACUGCUCUGUAAAGAGGAUGUAAUCCUAAAUACUGUGGGACUUUUGGAUGUCAGUACCAACUGAUAAUUGCAAAUGGCCAGUCUGGUGACUCUAAAGGUGUAGUUUUAUCAUUUUUGAUAAUGUUAACUAGAGCCUGACCAAUACAGAAUUUUCCAAUGAUAUUUGAGGUUUUAAAAGUCCAAUAAUCGGCAAUAUUUUUUUUUUUCUCAAACUUGUACAGAAGAUUUUUCCUUACAUUUAUGUGUAGUUAUUUAAAUUCCUCACCAAGAUAACAUGACAUAAUGCAGUUUUUGUUUUAUUGUCAUAGAUAGUACUUUGAACAAAAAUGCAAGAAAAUAUAUAAAAAUUUUGAUUAAAUGACAGUUAAAUAUAUGUUCCGUCUUGUAUGUUUGAUCCGUCUGUUUGUUUUUAUCAUUUAUCGGCCGUUAUUAAUGCUGAUACUGAUUUAUCUGCAAAUCAGCCGAUAAUAUUGGCAAGCUGAUUUAAUCCAUCAGGCUCUAAUUUCCACAACCAAUGACAGUUGACCAAUGCAAUGGGAGUGGGAGGACAUUGUUUUUCCAUGUCAAUCAGUGGACUAGCCAAUCAUUUCUUGUAUUCAUAUAUAUUCAUAGAGAAUUUUUCUUCAUGACUUUAGGUUGUCAUAACUCAGGUUUAUUGUAUAAAAGUUGGUCCCAUUCUUCAGUAGUAAUUCUGAGGUGUAUGUACAGUGUAGGUUUUGUGAAUUUGGCAUUUUAGCAGGCAGGCCAGAAGCUGGAGGAGGCUGGGUUUGUUCAGCCCCGGAGAUUUAGCGUGAUGACUGUCGGUGGGCCGCUGUUUUGUACAGACACCUACUGGGGUGUCUUACUGGAUCUGUACCUUUUUAUACAUGUCCAGCCUUUUGGCCACAUUUCUUCCCAAAGCAAUGAGGACCAUAAGUGAAGCACUUGGUCAUGGAUCCUUUUCAGAACUGUGUUGAAUGCCUUAGCUACUGGUCAGCUUUGGAAAACGCUGGAAGUGUGGAGCUACAUGGGAAAAAAAAAGUGCCACUGUCCCCCUUAAUUUGUAUAUAUAAGUGUUGAAACUGUAUGUACAGACUUUUAUAAUAAAUAACCCUUAUAUCCAAAUGUUACUGUAGUGGAUGGAGAGACAACUUAAUAAAAAUCAUUUUUAUUCGAA
Messenger RNA from Paramormyrops kingsleyae, 3630 nucleotides. It is a transcript of the gene abi1a, whose product is annotated as abl-interactor 1a. Gene Ontology annotation, cellular component: SCAR complex; lamellipodium; actin-based cell projection. The record is from RefSeq and is a predicted model, not a curated record. Gene Ontology annotation, molecular function: SH3 domain binding; signaling adaptor activity. Gene Ontology annotation, biological process: neuron migration. NCBI's taxonomy places the organism in Eukaryota, Metazoa, Chordata, Actinopteri, Osteoglossiformes, Mormyridae.